This is a messenger RNA of Aureobasidium namibiae CBS 147.97, 3108 nucleotides long. RefSeq lists its product as uncharacterized. NCBI's taxonomy places the organism in Eukaryota, Fungi, Ascomycota, Dothideomycetes, Dothideales, Saccotheciaceae. The transcript has a single exon. Gene Ontology annotation, cellular component: nucleus; proteasome regulatory particle, base subcomplex; cytosol. The record is from RefSeq and is a predicted model, not a curated record. The annotation marks the transcript as partial. Gene Ontology annotation, molecular function: polyubiquitin modification-dependent protein binding. Gene Ontology annotation, biological process: proteasome-mediated ubiquitin-dependent protein catabolic process.
UCGCCAGCUUCGCGCAAUCGCAUCGCCGAAUAUGAGAACGCCUCGGCUGCUUCGCCUUCCAGGAAGAAGAUGGAGGGCCCGGCCUUUGCUGUGGUCAAGAAGCCAAGGAAACCUGGCGACAAGCACUCGCCCAUCGCCGACUUGCCCAACGAGAUUUUGACUCAUGCUCUUGCACACCUUUCUCCUCAGGAUCUGUCUGCUGUCUCUCUCGUCUCCCGUCGCUUUCAUGAUCUAGUCACUACUCCUCACGCCUGGAGGACUGCCUUUUCGCGUUACUUCCCCGGCCCGGAUUUUCUGGAUCCCAAUGCAUACGACGAACAGGAUGAACCGGAUGAUCGUCUUCGCCUUGAACGUCGCGCAUUCACUCGCGUUACCGCUCUUGCUUCAUGGCGUAGCGAAUACAUUCUCCGUACCCGUUUGCUACGCUCUCUUGCUCGUGGCAAGCCUGUCGAGCUGCCCGCUUCUCCGGCUCAGGCCCGUCUUGGCCAGCCUCCAGUCGCAUUGCCCAUCAUCAACUAUCCUUCGCAAAUGAUGACAACUGUCAACCACCUACACGCAACUUUUGGUGGUCCUGCUCUCAACAAGCGGCCUCCUCGCUUCGUGCAUGGUGCUGACGAUGUGGGCACUGCGGGGAGCAGUGACCCCAGUCUCGGAAAAACAGACUCGUGGGGACUGGGCGAUCCGAAUAUCUUCCUCCAGUUCUCUGAACGCUUCCCUGGUGACGCCAUGUACGGGCUCGGCCCUGGAAACAUUGUGGGUGUUCCCAACUCCAUGGACGUCAGUCAGCCAUUUGGCAUGGUUCAUGGUGAGGGCUCGCCUGGUGGAUUCGUCUACUAUAGAUACACGGAAGAGAUGCGCGGCCACUUCCUGAAACCUUCGAGCGGCAUCUCCGUACCCACACUGGGCAUCCCACAGUUGUUGCCUGUGCAAGAAGCUGUAUGCAGCGUCUGGAUUGCCAAGUCUUCUUCCAUCCCAUCUCUUACCGACGGUCUUGUAGGACUGCUCUCUGGUUCCUCUCUCGGUGUCCUCACAGCAUAUAGCCUUGGACCUCUGGGGACCCGAGAUCAACGUUAUGGCCGAGGUGAGGUCACUGCGCGUUGGGUCAUCAGCCCGGGAGUACCUAUAGUCGGAAUUGCGGUUGACGAACACUACUCGGUAAAGCGUCAAGGAGAGAGCCGCGCGUGGGCAGUUGUGCUCAACGCAUUGGGUGAAGUCUUCUACUUGACCAAGUUCCCCAAGCGUAGCAUCGACGACAAGCUUGCCGGACCUCAUGACGAAGGAAAUGAACGUCUUGCUUGGUCGACUGGACGGUCUGUUUAUUGGACUCUCGUCGAGCCCAGUCGGCGCGCUGCUCGUCCCAAUCCUUACAGUAAUUCACAUGUUGAUGGCAGCUAUUCGCCUCGGACCUCAUGGAACGGCAUGCACCUGGGAGAGGAGCAAAUCAAAGCCGAGACAUAUGAGGUCGAAGACUACAUCAAGCGGAAGCCCAAAGAUUUCCAGAGAAGCUGCCUGGGAUGGAACAUGCGUAGGGUACUGGAAGUUGACUUCGCUGGAGAUGAUGGUAACCAGGCUGGAGAAGCUGUUUUCGUAUUCGAGACUGGCCUCGACGAGGAUUACGCCGCUUCUGCGAAACGAUAUGUCCGAUUCAAGGUUGCCGACAUGAACAACUCAGCGACUGAAACAAAUGGAUUGCAAUCUACAUCCGCUCCAACACCUCCUGAACCGGCUUCUCUCUUUGGCGGACCGUCUUCUCCUGCCAUGUCGCCAUCGAAGGGCGACAUUGACUACGGUCUGUCGUUGUCGACUGUCCAAGAUCUGGAAACUAACAAGAAGACUGAGCGCACGACAGAAGAGUGGAGACUUUCCGAUCUAUCGUUCGGUGGACUCAAGUCGGUACAGAUAACAGCUCACGCUCUGGACGGCUCGACCUUUGCGACCCUCACCUCCUCAGAAGACCCACUUACCAACUUCUCCGGGCAGUCGACUGUUUCCUCCCCUAGCAUGACGCCUCUGUACAAGUCGAGCGUCUCAGCUCCGCCUGCAGAUGUGCCGGGUCAGCGAGCCCGUUUCAUCGCUGUAGGUACGAUGAUGGGCAGCGUUCUGGUCUGGGAUGCAAGAGCAUCGCUCCCCAUUUCCGCCGACGCCGUCAAUAUGCUCGAACCCGUACGCGUCAUUCACACAGAAUCGCCCGAGAUCUCCUGUAUCGCGCUGUCAUCUCUGUAUCUUGUACACGGAGGAAACGAUGGUCUCGUACAAGCUUGGGAUGUUCUGGCCUCCACCCUGAGCCCGAUACGCACGUUGAACUCACGCUUUGCAUCUCGCGCAAGACGUAGACUCGUGCAGGCUCAGGCGUCGGUCCAGGGUGUUGGCAUCAAUCUAUAUGCAGCGGGAGCCAUCUGCCUCGAUCCCGAUCCGACGGUCCUGCGCGGCAUGGUCUCGAUCGGAACGCUAUUGCGCUACUGGAGCUUCAGCUCGUCUGCAGCGGACCAGUACAAGUCGCACAAACGUCGUCUCAGACGAGCUGAUCGAGGUACCAACGUAUCCAACGAUCGAUUCGCCAAUGUCGGCAGGGGCAACAUCAAGGGUUUCAUCGCGAACGAACAGCUAGAACUCGAACGAGAGAGCGCGCAGGAAGUACGACAGGCGGAGCAUCUGGCCGGCAGAUUUGGCACAGAGCUGCUGGGCAGCGAUGCAAGCGAGGAGGAGAUUCUCGCAUACGCGCAGCUACUGAGCGAGGAGGCACUUGCAAAGGACCAAGAAAAGAAGACGAGCGAGCCUACGACCAACGGCAAGUCAACAACUACCAUGCCAAUGGGGGACGCAGACAUGGAUCCCGACAUUGCCGAAGCGAUCCGUCAGAGUCUUGCAGAAGAGGAAGCAAAACGACUCCAGGAACUCGAAGAGGCAGAGUUCGAGGCGCUGCAACAUCAAGAAGCAGCAGAGGGUAGCAACAGCAGAGAGUUGGACGACUUUGAGUUUGCUCUGCAGCUGAGCCUGGCGGAAGAGCAAAGUCGACUGGAAGCAGAAGCAGAAGCAGAAGCAGAAGCACGUGACGAAUUCCCUGCUCUCUCGAUACGAUCAGGCAAGGGCAAGGGAAGGCAGCGUUAG